CAAAGAGGUACAAUGAACUCGUCGUCCUUUUCUUUCUACAAAUCCCUUUAUAUUUGUUUAAUAGAAAGAAUUGAUGACCAAAUUUAAUCCAAUCUUUAUCCUUUCACUUUUCCUAAUAUUGGGCACUGUCUCAUCGUGUGCAAAAACGUGCAAAGAAGUAAGCUUCACAUUCUUCUUGAAUGUCUACUCUAAUUGUACCAUCGAAAGGCUAGUAAAAAGUGACCACGUCCCACCGCACUUUGACAACGAAACUCAGGUCAGAUCCUGGGAUGUUGUCAUUAACCGACAACUAUCUGGCAGACAACUAUCUGGCAGGUUGUAUCGUCCCAACAACAUUGAUCAUGGACUUCGUGUCCCUAUCCUCAUAUUUUUCCACGGAGGUGGCUUCCUUGUCGGUUCUCCCUUUGACCGUAGUGCCCAAAACAUGCUCUACCGACUUAGCUCCAUGGGAAAAUUCGUCAUUCUCUCGGUAGACUACAUGUUAGCCCCCGAAAGUAAGAUCCCCAUUCCCUAUAGGAACGGUGACGAGACUCUCAAAUGGUUGGCCUUGCAGGCUACCGGAAAUGGCAACAAGAAAUUUAAAUGGUUGAAAGAUAUCUUGGAUUUUGACCGAGUCUUCAUCGGUGGACAGAGCUCGGGUGGAAACAUAGCCUACAACGUGGCAAUGAGGUUCCAACAAAAGAAGCUUGACGGGUUGAGACUUGGGGGACUAAUAAUGAUUCACCCAUAUGUAUUGACAGUGGAGGCAUUGCCUUCUCUUAUGAAUGCCAACGAGGGAAUGAGAAAUAAUAUUACCGGAUUGUGGCCUUAUGUAUGCCCUAAAACCAUAGGGUUGAAUGAUACUAGGGUUAACCCUUCGUUGGAGACUAAUUUGCAGGUGUUAAAUCCUGGUAAGGUGUUGGUUUGUGUCGCUGAGAAAGAUCCAAUGAUUGACGCGGUGAAGGCGUUCUACGAUGUGCUUGAGAAGAAUGUGGAAAAGGUGGAGUAUUACGAGACAUUCGGAAAAGGCCAUGUUUUCGAUAAUAUCUUUCCAAAUAUUGUGGAAACAUAUAAUUUGUACGAAAAGAUUGCUACUUUCAUAGAACUAAGCCAAUGACCAAAGCUGAUGUAGGU
Messenger RNA from Impatiens glandulifera, 1113 nucleotides. RefSeq names its product probable carboxylesterase 2. The transcript has a single exon. Gene Ontology annotation, molecular function: hydrolase activity. The record is from RefSeq and is a predicted model, not a curated record. The coding region runs from base 74 to 1096 and encodes 340 amino acids. Lineage: Eukaryota; Viridiplantae; Streptophyta; Magnoliopsida; Ericales; Balsaminaceae.